GUGGAUGCCAUGAGCACAAGGACAGAUGCACAACAUCGAUGUCUGUGCAUGUCUAUCCGUCAAUAUCUUUGCACGCGCAUCACACGCAAUCAAUUUAGAGAUUUAUUUUUGGUCAUUUCGUACGAUUCAAAUUCAAAUUUCAAAACCACCUACGAACGCUUGCAGGACACUGAUUCAACAGCUACUCUUUCUCUGUCUCGCUCGCUCAAACGGGUUUAAGGUUUUUUCCUCAAAGGGUUCUUGCUUGGAGCCAUGCAUCGACGCCGUCGUCACCAUUCCGGUUCGGCAAAUAGGCCUACACAUGAUCAACAAUUAGAAGCGGAACAAAUCCAAAGUUUGAUUGAUCAAAGGAUCAAAGAGCAUCUUGGUGGUGCAGGAUCCCAACAAGUUGGUGCUGCUUUCAACCAGCAUCUUGACUCUUACCCACAGAGACCUUGUCUUCCAGUCAUGCUUCCAACUGGUAUGCCUGCAUAUGGAUCACAAAUGCCCGAAGCCGAACAAACCCAAAGUAUGAUAACUUUGAUUGAUCGGAGGAUCAAAGAUCAUCUUGGUGCUGCAGGAUUCCAACCAGCUGUUAUUCCAGGUUAAUUGAACUCUGUGUAAUUUGUUUUUCAUUAUUACAGCCUCCUUGUUUGCAAGCUGCACGGUUUAGCUGUUUUCUAGUUGGUUCAAUUUAAGUUUUGUGGCAAAUAACUAUUUUGUUAAGAUUUAUACAUGCUCAUAGAUGCAUCCAAUGAUGCACCUGCACUAAAAUUUUCAUACCCAGCACUAUUUAGUUCACU
Messenger RNA from Papaver somniferum (opium poppy), 782 nucleotides. RefSeq names its product U1 small nuclear ribonucleoprotein C-like. Lineage: Eukaryota; Viridiplantae; Streptophyta; Magnoliopsida; Ranunculales; Papaveraceae. Gene Ontology annotation, cellular component: U1 snRNP. The coding region runs from base 253 to 588 and encodes 111 amino acids. Gene Ontology annotation, biological process: mRNA 5'-splice site recognition; mRNA splicing, via spliceosome; spliceosomal snRNP assembly. Gene Ontology annotation, molecular function: pre-mRNA 5'-splice site binding. The record is from RefSeq and is a predicted model, not a curated record. The transcript has 3 exons.